UUGCAUAAACUGUUUACCAGUCAUGCCUCUGCAUAUCCUGUACCUAAGCUGAUAAAGCAUCUAUGCACUUUAAUCUCAAGUCUAUGCCACUCUGCUAGUACAGUGUGAGCUGUGCCUUGAACCUUGGAUAUAAAGACCUACCAGCCAAAGUCUUGCUCCUGCCUUAGUAAUGUUCCAGAGGUUAAAUAACAUGCUCGUGGGAGAGAUUGAUAGCUUGUCCAGCCAAGAGCCAGAGUUCAGUGAGAAGGAAGACGACGAGUGGAUUCUAGUUGACUUUAUAGCAGACACUUGCACUAAUUGCUCCGCAGAGGAAGCGGACAUCGCUGAAGCAUCAGCUGCAGACGGCUCGCCCGUGUUCUCUUGUUUACCGUCUCCCUUGGAACACUUGCCGGAGGCCAGCGAGUCUUGCUUCAUCCAGUUUGAGUCGUGUCCUAUGGAGGAGAGCUGGUUUAUUACCCCUCCCCCAUGUUUCACUGCAGGUGGAUUAACCACUAUCAAAGUGGAAACCAGUCCAAUGGAGAACCUCCUAAUAGAGCAUCCCAGCAUGUCUGUGUAUGCUGUCCACAAUGCCUGUCACAGCCUUAAUGAGACUGGAUGUGGAGAUGAGGAGUUUUGCGGCCCGGGUAGUCCCAGACUGGAGGCCCGAAAUGAAACAGGACAGCAUGUUCACUGCUAUGUCACAGCUCUUGCUACUCGUUCAACUUUUCUGGAAAAAAACAAGAGCUUUCGUCCUACCCACUGGUUAAAAGAACAUAAUGAAAGACACUAUCUCAACAGAAACAGUCUCCGUCGCCAAAACCUUACCAGGGAUUGCCACUCUCGGCAAAUCAAGCACAACGGACUGUUUGUUCACCAGCCUUGCCAGCGUCAGUUCAAUUACUGAUGGCUCUUGUGAUUUUAAUCUACAGUCUAAUUGUUUUUUAGGUUGCUCUUGUUUUCAUGCAUAGGUAAGUAUGGUCAACCUGAAGCUGAUUGUCAAUCCCUCAAACACAAUCAUAAUUAGCAUUGCAUUCUUUUGAAAUGACACAUAAAUUUCCAAACGUCUUGCAGCGAGUCCUAAAUGAUGUUAAAUAUCAGUGUAUUGGAAGCCUAUCAGUAUGAUAGCUUGUGUGCUGUUUUAUAAACUAUGAUGUAUAGGUGGGUUCUUAGCUGGUAUUUUAAGAAACUUAACUGAGAUGGAAAUUGGUUACAUUUUGCAUUAAUCAAAGUGGAGUUAGAAAACUUGAGGUUAGCCGAAUGCUUUAAUGACCAGUACUUGACAGCUUGUGUAUCUGUCUGUAUUCAGCACAUAUGAUCACUUUCUAACAAGGAAAUACUAUAGCUGCUGGUGGAUAUUACAUAGCUAUGCUGAGCUGUUACAAGAAGGACAUCUAAUCUAAAUUGCCUAGUACCUACUUGUGUUAGUGGAGUCUGUGUAGGUAUGUUGGGUACUUGAUAUAGGUAUCAGAAAAAGGUUAAAUGUCCCCCCAAUAUUGUUGCAGUAUGAUAUGGCACUGGUGUUAUAAAUGUAGUACCUCACAGUGGAGUGGAAGGAGAAGUGGACCUAUGGGUUAAGUGCAGAUGCACAGCCCAGAGAGGUGAACUGGGUUUUACUUGGUACAGUUCAAGUUCUUACUCCCUUUCUCUAACUCUUCCUCUUUCUGUCUUUGAAAGAUGUAUUUCCCCUACCCUAUUUCAUUUAAUAUCUAGUCUAGUUAAAGGAAAAAGAUGGUGGAUUGACUGUUCUUUUAAUCCUAUCAGUAGCUGACUCUUCUUUAAAGAAGUCAGGCUGAUGGAUAGCUAUUUCUGAGCUGCUAAUUGCUGUUAUAUUGUCUCAUAUUUACAGAUUGAGAGUAGCUCAAAAGUAGCCAGAAGGAAGGUUUUACUAGAAGUUCUGCUAAUUGUCUCUUUCUCUCUCUAUGAAAAUGAAGUCCAAGUUAAUUGUGACUGGAAAUGAAGGGCAGUGUUUGGCAGGAAAAAGAGGAUGCUGAAAAACAGUCUUACAGAACUAAACACAGUGGUAACAGGGUGUAUAAAAAUUGAGAUAGAUCGGCAGUGGUUGUUAUCCUAGCCCAUUGGCUGCAGGAGGACUGGAUAGCAAUUCUGUGGGCCAACAGGAAAGAAAAGCCAUUUAAAACUAUCAAGUAGUUUUCUCAAGAACACUGUGCAAGAUGUUUUGGAAGUUGGCAGGCACUUAAAAAAAGUGAAGUUCACCUGUUAAGAAAGAGCGUGUAUUACGCAGCAGCCACGUGGCGUGCUGAACCCUGAUAUCUGGGAAGUAGAUUAAAAUGGUUAUAGAGGUGAGGAAGUGGAAGUCUGUACUGAAAGAAUGGGGGAAAUAAGUUUAUCCCCCUUUUGGUCAGUGUUUAAUGUGACUUACUGUUUUUUCCUUGUGUUUAGUGCCUAGGGCAUUAAAGUUUUAACAUUACAUUCAACCAUGUCUUCCAGUAGUCCAUAUACAGAAGUUACAUAAGGAGUCAUGUGAGGAGUCUCUGAAAUUAGGAAAAAUCAAUAAUGUGAAUUAUUCCAGACCUAUGAAGUGUUUUAAAUUUAGCCAAAUGCUUCAAUUUCACUGAAGCGAAACUCCCAACAAUUUGCAUUGACCUCGAUGUAGUGGUACUGUUGCACAUUCUGCAGCUGGAAUUGUUGUGGAACAUGCUUAGUGUACAGGAAACGGCAUUUAUAACCUCUGUUUCACUGCAGAUGUGCUGCUUCACUGGGAUUAGUUAGGAUUGUUGCAAAGAUACGUUAACAAAUAGUUAAAUGUAUAAAAGCAAGAGGUGCUUUCCUGGAUACACUAGUUUGGUUUUUUUUUAAGACAUACUAAUUCAUGUGGAUAGUGAAAGAAAACUAAAUUGGUCACAUCAUGAGUUUCCAAAAUGGAUUUUGUUACUAGUCUCUUCAGCAGUAUGUGCCCAUGUCCAUACAACAAUUCUUUCGUGGUCCAAAUACUCUGGUUUAUCUGCAAAUAACUAGUUUCACCAGUCUCUCAUAUGUUCAUGAAUAUUCUUACUUGCCUCAGAUUAUCUACCUUUAUCACUCCAAAUUUUUGCCUGGCUUAAACUUCCUUCUCCUCACUGCCAACUUUCUAGCUCAGGAAAAUUCUUUGCUUUCCUGUAUUUUUCUUUACAUAAACGUAACUACUUUCCUUCAGCUUUAAUUUUCUUAAAGAGAAAUGAAGGAAGAUGGAGUCUCCACCUCUCUGUGUUGGAAGGAGUAAGUAAUCCUUUAACUCUUAACGGGGAGAUGGAGUUGAGAGUAUAAGGCUCCCAGGCAUUACAAUGAGAGCCUUGGUCUGUUCUUCUCAGUAGGCAAGUAAAUGCAACUUUAGACUGCUCCUAGAGUUGGGAGAUACUGAUCUUUUUAUACUACAUUACUAGAUGACUUUCUGGUGAUGAAAACCUAUAUCUUUCAGGAUAUAAACUAUUUUGUUGCACAGAGCUGUGCUUCUCAAUUUAUAAUAUUGGAAACCAUAUUAUUGUGUGAGAUAGUACUGCAUCAAUGGCUUUUUGUUAAUUUGUUUUACAUAUUUAUGUUGGUCUAGCCCUGUUUUGUGCCUGAAGCUAUUGGGCAAUUAGAUUUAUUUUGCUUUUCUGUUUUAAUAGUGAGCUGUGUGGCUUUUUAUAUGGGUUUUUGAAUUGUAUUAAAGUGUGUGUGUUUUCAUGUAAAAGUGGAGGCCUUGCACUGUCUCAUACUGAUUGAUAUUAAUGAAUCUUGCUGAAACUAUUUUCAUAUGUAUUGGUCAAUAGACAGAUUUGCAUUUUAAACUGUGCCUUCUACACAGCAAACUUGAAGAUUCAAAAGGGACAUUUCAGUUAGGAUUAAUACUGUACAUCAGUCUAUGCAUAUAUGGCAGCUUCUCUCCAGAGCCACUUCUCUAUUUGUAGCAGUCCUUUUGAUAUGGAAGAAUGUCUGGCUCUUUUUUUUUUUUAAUAGUUUAACACAAGCUGAAAACCGACAAAAUACAGCACUUUGCCAAAAAGUAGCAUUGCUUAACCAGUGUGUAUUUACUAAAGUGAUCCUCUGUAUUUUGUUUUCAUAGUGCGUUCUGCGCACCAUGGGGAGACAUGAUCUUAACUCUCAAUAAAAAAAUGGCCUAUUAAAAA
Molecule: messenger RNA, 4085 nt
Organism: Haliaeetus leucocephalus (bald eagle)
Lineage: Eukaryota; Metazoa; Chordata; Aves; Accipitriformes; Accipitridae
Gene: TP53INP1
Product: tumor protein p53 inducible nuclear protein 1
Exons: 3
Coding region: 170-883 (237 amino acids)
Biological process (GO): autophagosome assembly; positive regulation of DNA-templated transcription
Cellular component (GO): autophagosome; nucleus
Source: RefSeq, a predicted model, not a curated record